This is a messenger RNA of Mercenaria mercenaria, 3406 nucleotides long. RefSeq names its product protein phosphatase 1 regulatory subunit 21-like. Gene Ontology annotation, cellular component: membrane; early endosome. The record is from RefSeq and is a predicted model, not a curated record. Lineage: Eukaryota; Metazoa; Mollusca; Bivalvia; Venerida; Veneridae. The transcript has 21 exons. Bases 92 to 2464 code for a protein of 790 amino acids.
GCUAUCAAAAGUAUUUAACACGAUUAGAUGAUAUAACACCAACCCGGAAGCAGUGGAAUGUGAUUUCCGGCGGUUUUUGUUUUGUUAAGAAAUGUCAAGUUCUGAAGAAAAAUACCGAAAACUAGCCACAGAAUAUGCAAAACUAAAAGCCCAGAUACCUGUACUGAAGAAAGCAUAUUUAGAUGAACAAGCUGCUCACAAUGAGUUAAAGAAUGAAUUCAAGGAGCGAGAGCAAACUGUAAGAAAGUUUGAACAGGAAGUUGACAGUUUAAGUUUCCGCAACCAGCAACUGUCAUCAAGAUGUAGCUUCUUACAAGACGAGCUUGAAGCUGCAGACUCAAAGAAAAAACAUAAGCAUAAAGAGAGCCCUUCCCACCAUGCAGCGCCAGUGUCACCGGGAAUAUUUAGUGAGGAACUACAAAAUAAGAUUGAGGAAAAUGCACGCUUACACCAGCAGCUUAGCGAAGGUGAAGCUAAAUAUUCUGCCGAGCUAGACGAACUGAAACAGAAACUGAAACAUUUCGAGCGACAGUGUGACCAGCAUGAAGCUGUCCUCAAUGCUACAGUACAGAAAAAUAAGACACAGAUUGAUAAGCUACAAGAGGAGAAAGCUAUGCUUGAGGUGAAACUACAAACAAUAGAAACUGAAAUUAAGAACUACAAAAGUAGAACAGAAAAGGCAGAGACUUUGCUAGGAACUGUUGAGAAUGACCUCAAAGACCAACUCAACCUUGCCAACAAAAUUAUAGCUGACAAACUACCUUUUGUUGACACAAAAAAUCCUGCAUUGAAUGGUUUAAAUUUACCGACCCAUGAUAGGCGACAUCAGCUCAGAUCUCGUGAACUAGUGAACCAGUCUGCUAAUUUGUUAGGGGAGGUAAUCCAAGCACUGUCAAAUUUCUAUACAUAUACAGAACAGAGGUCACAGAUUUAUCCUGCAGACGGAAAAGUGGAACCAAUAAGUCCAGUAAAUAUUCAGUUUUGCAAGUUGCUGCACGAGAAUUUAUCUCAUUUACGGCCAGUAGAACAGUCAUUAAAGGAGUUCCUCACAUCAUUCAAGGAGGAUGCUUUAACUACAUUGGAAACUGCCACAGGACUGCAACCAUUUGCUAGAAAUGUGAAGAAAAUGGUAGCAUAUAUGAACAAAAUAUUGCCUUAUCAAUUGUCUAGUCUAGAGGAGGAGUGUGCAGUAUCAUCAUGUACAUCAAUGUUAGAAUCCAAAAACAUGGAACUACACAGAUCACUGAAGAAACUAAAUGCAGUAUUCAAUAAAUUAGAUACAAUCACUAGUCUUCUAGCUGCUCAAAGUACUAAAUCCUGUGCACACAGCCCCACAAAUCAUCCACGUAUGUUCUCCAUUUUGUGUAAUUAUUUGACUGAUCUUCACGAGGUUGUAAGAGAAGUAUCAAAGCAUUACAAUGCUAAAGUAUCAUUAGAACACCAGAUGCCAACAGCUACUCAACGAUUGAAAACAACAGAUGAAUGUGUUGUAUCUUCUCUCAUAUCUCUAGUCACCUCCACUGGAAAGUUUUCAACAUUCUUGUCUGGUAACAAGGAAUUUUUCAGCCAACGUGCCGGAUACCGUACAAGAGGAAGUAGUAUAGGUGUAGAUCCUGGUACCCAGUCUGUACGCUCAAACCCAGCUACAGUCAACUUUAGACAAAAAGCAGCACAAUAUAUAGCAUUAUUAUCAAAGCCAUGUCCUGAGUCAGUUCCCCACCAUGUUGCAGUACAGAACAGGAAAGUUUUACUCAGUUCUGCAGAAAGUCGAGAAGGACUUGCUAAACAAAUUGAGACAUUCCAGCAGAAAGUGAGCAAACUUGAGCAAGAAAAAGAACAUUGGAUGCUGGAACAACAACUUAUGAAAAUCAAGUUUGAAAAUGAAACAGAGAAAAAUAAGAAGUUAGAGAAAGAACUGGAGAAUAGUAGUCAUGUAGAACAGAUCACAUCUAUACAGGACAAUAUAGAAACACCAGUCCCAGUGCGGAAAGGAACAGAUUCAGAUAAACGUCUUGAUGUUACCAUGUUGGGAAAGGUUGAGAUGUCUACAAAGCCGACCGGUGUUGUUGAUACAAGAGAGAUGUUGAUUAAGAACCAUUUCUCCACCAGAAUCAACGAGCUUACACAGCAACUACAGUUAUCUGAUAGCAAAUGUGUCAGCUUCCAUGCUGAAGUUCGAGCCUUACACAAGCAGUUACAGAUGGGAGAGAGGGCCAAGAAACAAGCGGAAGAUGAACUUAAAGCCAUGUCACAAACCUAUGCUCAACUCAAGGAUGAGCUAUCAACUACCAGCAAGAACUAUGAGAGUCAGUUGAGUAUGAUGAGUGACCACCUGGCUGGCAUGAAUGAAAAACUUACCCAGCAGAAAGAUGAAAUAGAUGAACUCAAGUCACAGAUUUCGAACGCAAAAUCUUCAUCGUCAUCAUCACACUCGAAGUUUUCCUUAAAGAAAUCCAGGAAAUGAAAGCUGUAUGGUAGAGGUCAGACAAUUGUAUGCCACUAAAACAACAAAGGACUCCUUUCUGUCAAACUAUAAACAGAUAAUAAUUAUAUGUUGUUUUAUCUUUUCUCAGGGCCCUGUGCUUAAUAGACUGUUUUUCUUAUCAUCACUCACAUUUUGAAUUACCCUUGAUUGUGCCCCAGUAGUUAAAUUUUCUGUUAAUGUGAAUAAUUAUCAAGCACAUUGUGGUAAUUGGCUUAAAGGGAUAAUCAGGUGCUUUUUUUCAUGAAAUACAUUAAAAUUGUAAGGUUCGACUCACUCCUUCUGUUAAAGAAGUUUGAAGCAAUAGAAAGUGGCUAUGAAAAUGACGCCUCACAAUAUUGGAAUUCAUAAAAAUAAUGUGACAAAUUGUCAAGAGUUGGUCUGUCAGUAUUCAUAUAUCUGAUUAUAUGGUACAGACAAGUAAAAUUCGUAUAGAAAUAUGGUAGAUAUUAGUUCAAAGCAAUUUCUGGCUAAUGCGUUAACACUUGUUAUUGCUUGAUUUAGAGAUUUUAGGUAAAAAUGAAUGAAUAUAAAAAGAAUUUCAUUUGUUUAAUUGCUUUCACACAGAUUUAAAAUGCUGGUGUAGUUCAUGGUAAAUUAAUUAGUAAGUAGUAUUUUCUGAGCGUAAUUUCAAGUGUCCCAGCUGUUGUUAACCCGGUUGUUCCUUCUUGUUGUAGAGUUAGUGUAUAAAUAGAAUGUUUAAUUGGACAUUUUCUUUGUAAAUGUAUAUCCUUAAUUACGGUAAUAAAAUCUGUUAACUUUGGAUGCUGGGUAGUAAGGUUAACAGGAUUGUGCAAUAGAUUUAAAUACAUGUAUGUGUUUAUUUUUAAAAAAUGUAUAUACAGACAUAUAAUUGUAAACUAAAGAUUUAUUCACAUGUGUUUUGCAUUAUGAUGACGAUGUUGUGAUUAAAAUUAAACUCUA